GUACUUUAGGGAGAGUGAAUCUGGGGGAUCCAGAGAAAGGAGAGAGGCAGGGCAAGACAGACAGAAAGCUCGAGAGGGGUUUGUCACCUCCGUCUACGGGUGUGUCACUGCUGAUCCUCAAGAUUGUGCAGGUGUGUUUUGAGCCUGUUUUGGGCAGAGUUGUGUAUGUUGAGCUAGAGGACUCUUCAAGAACUUCAUCUUCUAUCUCCCUUGCUGUACUCCUGUACUGUAACCACAUCCUGUUCAUGAGAGAUGGACCGAUCUACGCAGGAGCUGUUUCUGAACUUUAUGAUCGUAUUGAUCACAGUUCUGCUCAUGUGGUUGCUCGUCAAAUCCUACCAGGACGCGUGAACUCUUAACCUCGUUCGCGAUGUACAAUUGGAAUGAAAGCAUAUGUAACGUUACCCC
Messenger RNA from Electrophorus electricus (electric eel), 408 nucleotides. It is a transcript of the gene sln, whose product is annotated as sarcolipin. Gene Ontology annotation, molecular function: enzyme regulator activity. NCBI's taxonomy places the organism in Eukaryota, Metazoa, Chordata, Actinopteri, Gymnotiformes, Gymnotidae. Gene Ontology annotation, cellular component: membrane. The record is from RefSeq and is a predicted model, not a curated record.